This is a messenger RNA of Gallus gallus (chicken), 3554 nucleotides long. RefSeq names its product transmembrane protein 100 (gene TMEM100). The transcript is spliced from 3 exons. Bases 2384 to 2788 code for a protein of 134 amino acids. Gene Ontology annotation, biological process: cellular response to BMP stimulus. The record is from RefSeq and is a predicted model, not a curated record. Lineage: Eukaryota; Metazoa; Chordata; Aves; Galliformes; Phasianidae.
GCAGUCGCACCCGGCAGUCGGGAGGUAAGGCGCGGUGCGGUGCGGUGCGGUGCGGUGCGGUGCGGUACGGUACGGUACGGUACGGUACGGAGCGUGCAGUACAGCGUCGGGUAGUACGGCGUGGCAUGGCACUGUGGCACGGCACCGUACGGCAUGUUAUAGCAGGGCACAACACGGCACAGCACGGCGUGCUAUAGCACAGCAUGGCACGGCACAGCAUGCUGUAGCAUGGCGCAGUUCGGCUCGCAGCGCAGCGCCGGACCCCUCUCGCUGCUCGCGGCGCUCCGGUGCGGCUGCGGCGGAUCCCGGCGCCGCGCGGGGCUGUGUGUGCGGGGACAUCGGGGACAGAACCGCCACUCGAAGCCUUUGGGGCUCCGCAGGAGGAGGUGCUGCCGUGCCGUACCGCGCCGUACCGCGGACGGGCAGCUUUCCGUGGCGAUAGACGGGACGCGCGGUGCGUGUGUGGCGUUUUACCGAUGUGUGCGAAAGUUUUGCGACUCGCUGAGAGCAAAGUCUGUGUGCGAGAGGGUUCGGCUGCUCCCCCUCGAGCCCCAGCCACGCCUGAAAGACGCUCUGGUCCGGCGGUGAUUUUCCCGACAAGCUUGGUGAGGAGCCGGCGUGCAUCCCGAGGCUCACGCAGCUGGCAAAGGCGCAGCGUGCUUUUCUCCUGCCUUGUCAUUUAGGGCCUGCAGCCCCCGGGUCUGAGUUCUCGUUGUGUACUUUCAGCAGCAUUCCCGUGAGGAGUUGCUGUGGGGUUGUGUUUAGGAUCACUUUGGUGUGUUGGACCCCAGUUCUGGCUCUCCUCUUGGCACAGAUGCACUCUUUGUUGCAGUUUUCCGUAGUCUCUCUAAUGCAAAGUCCACUGUGACACGUGGGCAUCGUUGCCGACUGGAUCUUUAAGCAAAAAAGGGAUCUGAAAUAUGCUGGGUACAGGGGUCAGGUCUGUGCCCAAAGACAUGAAAACGUGAAUGUGUCCCAUAGGUUUGGAGUCAAACACAGAAAGGGAAGGAGUUGCAGUGGCUGCAGAAUGGCAGCGCCGUGCAGUCAUGCAGGUAUCAGCACGGGAAGCUCCUGGGAGCACAGCUCUGCCACAAGUGGUGUUCCAAUACUGGCACUGCAAGGUGUGCAUUCCGUGUGUUUCUGCUUCUCAGCUUUGUGGUCAGGGCAAGAAGAGCGAGGGAAGAAAUCCUGUCUCUAAAAGUCACUCUGACAGAGUUUUGUUUUAUAAAGGCAUUACUUUAAAUCUGUAAAGGCCGGCAGCACUGCGUCUCAGAGCAGUGCUGGGAGGUUUAUUCCUUAGGAGCCUCUGGAGAAGAACAGAAGCCGUCUGUGGCCAUAAAUGCCCGUGGCUGUGAAAUGCUACCAUGGCCUGUGAGAAUUAAAAAGAGAAAAAGCAGAGAAAAUAAAAUCACCAUAUGAUCUCAUGCAUUUAUUCUCAUCCCCACAUAGGAGCUCCUACUUUAGCGCUGAGAUGACCCUCGGUGUUAAAAUGACCACGCACAUGUAGGCAGGGAAUGCUGACUAAGAUUAGCAACAGAACUCUCCGCUGCUGUGAGUUUUGCCCCAUUGCUUGGUGGAUUCACUGCAGUUUCUGCAGCUGAGAACGGUUUCCAUCACUGCUUUCUGCAGCUGUUGCACAGCGUUGCUGCAGCCCCUGCUUUGUUCUGAAUGGUCAGAUAAUAGAAAUUUAGGAUAUUAAAGAUGAGGAAAUUACAUUUAUCACACUGUGUUCUUGGGCUCAGUUUGCCUUUUAUUGUGUUUAUUUAAGAGAAGUUUGGGGGAUUCUAUUAGUUAUAUGUAUAGCAGAAUAGAUUUAAAAGGCAGCCCUGGCAGGAGAUGUCUCAGCCAGCUUGCAGCUGGGAACCAUGAGGCACUGGGAGAGGAGAUGGAGGGCUGUGCUCAAAGCGAUGGGAGGCACAGAAGGGACAAAUGCCCAAAUGUGCUGGGCUGUGAUUGGGCUCUUUGGUUCACACAGGUGAUGGCAGCAAUAGAAAUGGAGUUAGAGAUGUUAGCUGCGGUAACUUGUCUGCGUUCCCCUUUCCUGCCCAUAGCUCUGUUCAGGUGACUUGCCUGGGCUGCAGCUCCCAUCGCAUCAGCCACACUGAGUGUUGCACAGCAGUGGGCACAAGGAAAGAGGAAACCUCCAUGCUAGAACGUUGUCACCUCUGGUUCAUCACACAGCGACAUCUGACGCCUCAAAGCCUGGCACGCUCUUCCCACUGCCCGGCUCUGCCCGGAUCUGGGACGUCUGGCACUGGGGGCACCUGCAGCAGUCGCCCUCCGCUCGCUGAGUGUGCAGCAAUGGAUUUCUCGUGGCCCCGUGCGACGCGCGUUGAGCAGUGCCUGCUCUAGCCUGAGAACGGACGGUCUGCAGGGAACCAAGAUGACAACCGAACCUAUCAAAGAGAUCCUGGGCACCCCAAAGCACGCCGACCCCGCAACCGCAGAGAAGAGUAAUAACAAUGACUGUGUGAUAACCACCAUCCCCCUGGUCAGCGAAUGCCAGCUGACGGCCGCCACGGGGGGGGCAGAGCUCUCCUGUUACCGCUGCACCGUUCCCUUCGGAGUGGUUAUCCUCAUCGCCGGCAUCGUGGUCACUGCUGUGGCGUACAGCUUCAAUUCCCAUGGAUCAGUCAUCUCCGUGUUCGGAUUGGUCCUCUUGUCAUCAGGACUCCUCCUGCUGGCUUCCAGUGCCGUGUGCUGGAAGAUCAGGCAGCAAAAUAAGAAAGCAAAGAGGCGCGAGAGCCAGACGGCGCUUGUGGCAAACCACCGAACCCUGUUCGGCUGAAGGCAGCUGCCAGGCGUGGGCAGCAGCAGAGCCUCAGCGCCAGCCCUCCUGUUUGCCAUAGGACAGAGGGCAGCUUUUAAUUUAACAUUGAGAAUGAGCUGACACGGAAACGGAAUGGAUUAACAAAGGCUCUUAACAAGUCUGCAAACGCUGUUAUUAUUUUUCUCACCGCAGAUGUAACAGUGGUCCUUUCCACGACGGAGGAAAAAACCAAUUUUCCUGCACAGAAAACUGUUUUCAUGGCUGCAGUCACCAGAAGUGCAUUCUGCAAAGCACUGCUCGCGUUGGAAAGGGGACUCUGAGACCGAAGGCCAUAAUUUGAACUGCCUGGAAGUGCCGGAGGUCUCCUCACAUCCACACUGUGACAUCUGACCGAGGGAGAACUCGUAGCAUUGGCAGUGGGUUACGGCCAGAUCCUGCAGCUGACACUGAGACAAAAAGAGCAAAAAAAGCAAGCAAUAGCAACCAGCAAACUGCAGAUUGCCCAAUAAGCUGAUUCGUAUCUUUUAUAUAACUCUUCCCCCCCAAUAUCCGUGGUACUUUCCCCCCUUUUUAAACCAACUAAUAUUGAUUUUGUCCUAUUAUUGAAUACAAAUAGGUAGGAAUAUGUAAUUAUAUUGUCUAACCUAAGUAACGAGGUAUGGCUAUAGCUUCAAACACAAAACUCUUUUUUUGUAAAUUAAAGUGGUCAGGUUUAGCACUUUUGAUUAUUUUGCUAUAAAAUUAAAAAGUAAAUUUCAUUAAAAUGAUACUCAGUGCUGCUAGA